Molecule: messenger RNA, 4255 nt
Organism: Microplitis mediator
Lineage: Eukaryota; Metazoa; Arthropoda; Insecta; Hymenoptera; Braconidae
Product: ELKS/Rab6-interacting/CAST family member 1-like
Exons: 5
Coding region: 213-4223 (1336 amino acids)
Source: RefSeq, a predicted model, not a curated record
UUGCAUCACUCAUUUACUCAACAGUAGUUCAAUGUUGGAAAAUCAGUAAUAAUUUAUUAUUAAUAACAAAUGACAUCGGCAUCAUGUCAUAAAUAAACCUAAAAAAUUAUGUUGUAACUGUGUUUAGAAAAAAAUUAAAUUAGCAAAAGUGCUCCUUUUUUAUCGACAAUAAUAUUCGAGGUCAUAUUAAUUUUUUUCAGUAAUAUUUAAAAAUGGAAUGCGAUAUUUUAAAAAAAUCCAUGUGCUUAUGUGGUUCUGAGUAUGAAUUUUCACCGACUCUUUCAAUUUCUCUGAUUAAUAUGUCGAGGCAUUCUUCAUCCUCUAAAACACCACAGAUCAUAUGUAGCUGUUGUAAUUGUAAUCCGUUUCAAGAUGACUCGAAAGAAAUAGAAAUCUGUGACCUUGGAUUUGCUUUGCGUAAGCUUGCAGCAAUGAGUCGUCAAAUGAAGAAAUGGCAGGGAGAACGUUUGAGUCUGGAAAAUGAAAUACGGUCUCUCAAAAAAGCUCUUAAGUCUUGUGGUAUGAACCCGUCACCUAUAGAGUCAAAGUCGUUUGUCGAUUCUAAACCUGAAAAUGAAAAUUUAAAAAGCCAGAUUAUUAGUUUAAUGCGUAAUAUUGGAUACUGUCAAUCUGAAAUCUCUUAUUUAAGUUGCAAAAUUGAUGGGCUGAAUGAUCUAUUAGAAAAUAUUGAACAACUUGGUUUGCAUCGAGGAGAAUUAGUUAAUCAAAAGUUAUCUGAGGAAACUGCUGCAGCAAACAUCAGUAACUUGGAAAAAGAGAUUCAAGUAUUAAAAAACCAAUUACAGGAACAUCAACGUACAAGUGAAGAAUCUACUGACAAUUUAAGUGACUCUGAUAAACAACAUCCGGCUGUGAGAGAAGAAAAUCAUAUUAAAGAACUUGAAUCGCAUCGAGAAGAAGUAGUUAAUAAAGAGUUAUCUGAAGAAAGUGCUGUAGCAAGCAUCAGUAACGUGGAAAGAGAGAUUCAAGUAUUGAAAAAUGAAUCACAGGAACAUCAACGUACAAGUGAAGAAUCUAAUGACAAUUUAAGUGACUCUGAUAAACAACAUCCAGCUCUGAGGGAAGAAAAUGAUAUUAAACAACUUGACAUGCAUCAAGGAGAAGUAGUUAAUAAAGAGUUAUCUGAAGAAAUUGCUGCAGCAAGCAUCAGUAAUUUGGAAAGAGAGAUUCAAGUAUUCAAAAAUGAAUCACAGGAACAUCAACGUACAAUUAAAGAAUCUAAUGAUAAUUUAAGUGACUCUGAUAAACAUUCAGCUGUGAGGAAAGAAAAUCAUAUUAAAAAAUCUGAAUCGCAUCGAGGAGAAGUAGUUAAUAAAAAGUUAUCUGAAGAAAUUGCUGCAGUAAGUAUCAGUAACUUGGAAAGAGAGAUUCAAGUAUUGAAAAAUCAAGUACAGGAACAAAUACAGGAGCAUCAACAAACUAAUGAAAAAUCGAAUGAUAAUUUAAGUGGCUCCGAUAAACAACAUCCAGCUGUGAGGGAAGAAAAUCAUUCUCUACAAGAUGAUAAAUUAGCUUUGAAGAAUUUUAUUCAGCAAUUACAGAAUAGUUACGAUGAAGUGAUGAGGCAAUUUUUAGAUACAAAAAACAAAGUUGACUUAAUUCUAAGUCAAGUCAAAAAAUUGGACGGUGAUAUUAUUGCAUUAAAAAGAGAAAAUGAAAAUUUAACAAAAGAAAAUUCGGCUAUAACCCAACAACUGAACGCAAAUAAUGAUAAUUUGGAUGAUGUGUACAAUAAAUUAAAUCUGUCAAAAAUAAAACUUUCUGAUAAAGAAACUCAACUCAAAAGUUUGGAGUCAAAUUUCAAUGAUUACACGUCCAUGGGAGAAACCUUAUCAGCAGAAUUAGAUAAUUUGAGAAGUGAGGUCGAAAAUAUAAAAAAAAACUGUAACACAGAAUUGAGAGCAAUGGAAGAAAAGGCUAAAGAAUUGUCUGCGGUAAAAGAUGAAUUUGAUCAACGUGACAAAAACUGGAACCAACUUAAAAUUGAGUCCGAUUCUCUAAAAAAGGACAUAAGAGCUUUAGAAAACGACAACAAAGUUUUGAAUAAUCACUUAGAAAGAGUAGACUCAGUAAUAAAUAAGCUUCAAGUAGAGAACGAUAGUCUGAAAUUGAAAAUGAAGACAUUUGAUACAGAAUCUAAAAGUGUUGAAAUUGAUCAUGGGGUACAGCAGAAAACUCAAGAUGAAUCGAUGAAACCGUCAAUAGAUUCAGAAACUAAAGACGCUAAAUCGGAAAGAGAAUCCACUCAUUUAAAAACUGACUAUUCUCAAACAGAUGAAGAUGUUUCUUCAAAUACUCCUCUUCAAGAAAACUUGAAUAUUUUGAAAGACAAUGUAGUAAAAUUAAAAGAAAAAAUUGAAACACGUAAUAUUGAAAACGACCAGUUUUACAAAGAACUUAAUAAAAUAAAAAACCAUUUGGAAAACCUUGAGUUGAAAUCUAAUCAGACAUUAAAAUUGAAUGAAGAGCUUAUGAAUAAAAUUAAAACAAUGAAAACUGAAACUACUAGCUUAGACAGAAAAAUAGCUGGGUUACAAACUGAUAAAAAUAUAAAUAUUGGAAGUCAUGAUAAAGGAAGUUCAUCAAAACAUGAUAGUUUUAAAGAAAAUUUCAAUACUUUAAAAGACAAUGUUGUAAAUUUAAAAGAAAAAAUUGAAACACAUAACAUCGAAAAUGAUCAGUUUCAUAGAGAACUUGAUAAACUAAGAAAUCAUUUGGAGAACCUUGAGUUGAAGUCUAAUCAGACAUUAAAAUUGAAUGAGGAGCUUAUGGAUAAAGUCAAAACAAUAAAUGAUGAAACUGCUGGCUUAGACAGAAAAAUAGUCGGGUUAUUAACUGAUAAGAACGUAAACAUUGGAAGCCAUAAUAAAGAUACUUUAUCCAAACAUGACGGUUUUCAAGGGAAAAGGGGACUGGAAAAGCCAGAAUUGAAUAACAAAGAUACGGAUGAUUUUGUUGCAAUUAAAAAGAAUGAUGAUGAUUUUAGGCGUACGAAUAAGACUUCAAACGAAGUUAAAUUUAAAGUUUUGAGCGACACAGUUGAUGCGGUACGCACUGAUCAAUUUACUAAGGAUUUUGAAGCACAACGAAAAGAAUUGGACAGCUUAAGGCUAGAAAAAAUGACUUUACAGGAUAAUUUAAAAAAAGCAGAGAAUGAUCUUAGAAAAUACAAAAGUGAGAAUCGAAAUUUAAAAGACGAAGUCGGUAAAAAAGUUGAUGGACCAUCAGCCCGAAUAGAAAAAACAUAUGAAGAUCAUAAUAAUUUAUCACAUGAUAACGUAAAAUCUCAGCAAGCCAUGUUAAGAAAGACAAAACUAAAUAAUCAAGUACUUAACACUACUUCAAAAAGUUUUAAACAGAAAUCAAAUAGCAAAUCGCUCCUGGAUAACGAAAGUAUAAUCAACGAGUUGUUAGAUUUCAUUUGUCGGAGGAUGAUAAAACAAAUUGAAGGAUUAUCUCAUAUACAUGGCAUUAUUCGUGAUAUGAAGAAUGAUUCUUCGGAAAGAACUGUCACCAUUACAUCCUUAAUCUCAGAUAAUUCAAUGAUUUUAAAUUUUUCAAAUCCUUUAGCAACCAAAAUUUCCGAGUUAUCUGAUGAUCUUUCGAAUGGUAUUACAGACAUUAUAAGAGACCUAACAGCAGUUAGUGAGAUUUGGAGAGAUUGUUGGAGAGAAAAUAAAAAAUUAAAAGAGAUAGUCGAAAAUGAAACUUCUAAAACACAGAAUUAUUCCGAAGAUGAUAUUCUUAAAUUUGAUAGGCAGUUAGAAUUUUUAACGCUGACACAGUUAGCUGACAUACACGACAAAAUAUGUUUCAUAACAUCAAAAAAAGUAAAUGAAGAUGAGUGCGUUAUAUCAUGUUGCCAACUAAAUAGAACAUCAAGCUCUUCGAAACGUUUAAAUCGAUGUCAACAAAACUAUGAAAUGGCCGGCAAGAGAGUAGCUGCCUUACAACGGCAGAUUUUGAAAAAACAGUUACAAACUGAGAACAAGGUUACGUUUAUCCGGAAAACACUGAGACACGAACAGGCAGAGCUCAUUGGAAUUUCUGGAAUAAUAAACCAAGAAAAAGAGCGUAAUUAUGCCCUUCACUUUAUUGUGGACCCAACCUUAUUUACAUCCAAUAAAUGCGCAGCCAAAUGCGCCAAAAAUAAUAAAUUUAUUUCCAUUGUUGAAUGGAAAAAAAACACCGAUCAUAACUAAUUUGAAUGAUGAAAUUAAACUGAAUGGAUUGU